Fragaria vesca subsp. vesca is the source of this 1164-nucleotide messenger RNA. Its product is annotated as probable carboxylesterase 1-like. The record is from RefSeq and is a predicted model, not a curated record. Gene Ontology annotation, molecular function: hydrolase activity. The transcript has a single exon. Lineage: Eukaryota; Viridiplantae; Streptophyta; Magnoliopsida; Rosales; Rosaceae. The coding region runs from base 99 to 1013 and encodes 304 amino acids.
GAUCAACUUGCUAUACGCCUUUAACUUUUUGAAGCGUCAGCUUUACUUAAUUUGGGUGCAAGAGCCAUCUUCUUCAAAGCUUCCUCUUCCCUUCUCCAAUGGAGUCAACCAACUCUAACAACGAAGUCGCUCACAAGUUUCGCUUCUUCAAGGCAUACAAAGAUGGUCGUGUCGAAAUAUUCUACAACACCCAAAAAGUCCCACCUUCCACCGACUCCGUCACCGGAGUUCAAUCCAAAGACGUCAUCAUUUCAUCUGAACCCGCCGUUUCUGCCCGUAUCUUCCUACCCAAGAUCCACGACCCGACCCAGAAAUUCCCCGUCCUGUUCUACAUCCACGGCGGCGGGUUCUGCUUCGAGUCGGCUUUCUCUCCUAUAUUUCACAAGCACCUCACCUCCUUAGCCGCGGAAGCCAACGCCAUUGCCGUCUCAGUUGAAUACGGGCUGUUCCCGGAUCGACCCAUACCCGCUUGCUACGACGAUACAUGGGCCGCCCUAAAAUGGGUCCAGUCCCACUCGACCCGGUCCGGACCCGACCCGUGGAUGAACUUGUACGCCGACUUGGACCGGGUGUUCCUAUGCGGCGACAGCGGCGGAGCCAACAUGUGCAACAACCUGGCGGUUCGGGUCGGGUCAGUCGGGUUACCCGGAGUGAAAGUGGCGGGAAUGGUGAUGGUGCAUCCCUUUUUUGGCGGGUUGGCCGUGGACGACGAAAUGUGGCUGUACAUGUGUCCGGAGAACGGAGGGGUGCAGGACAGGAGGCUGAGGCCGCCGGCGGAGGAUCUGGCGAAGCUUGGGUGCGAGAGGGUGUUGAUAUUUUUUGCGGAGAAGGAUCAUCUGAGAGAGGUAGGGCAGUGGUACUGUGAUGAGCUGAAGAAGAGUGAGUGGGGUGGGAGUGUCGAGGUAGUGGAGCAUGAGGAUGAGUUUCAUGAGUUUCACCUUUUGAGUGAACCUGAGGGUGACAACGCUUUGGAUUUGAUCAAGAGGUUUGGUUCUUUCAUCAACCAAAACUAAGGUGGUGGUGUCGUGGUGGUGAUCGAUGGCGGGUUAAGCUCUGCUAGGAAUCCUGGAUCUUCUUCAAGCCUUCAAGGCAACAAGCUGUAAUUCUCAACUAUGUACUGAUUGGCUUGCUAUAUAAUAAAAUUUACUUUCUUAUCUAGCAGUU